CCAGUGUGUUUUGUGCGCAUGGAUGCAGUGAUAUGAGGUUGCAGGCUGGCACGGAUGAGAUCUCGGUGAAGGGUGAACGCAGGAAUAAAGACAGAGAGCGAGUGCGAGCGUGAGGGGGAUGCAGUGCACAAGGGCGGAGCUUAGCAUCAGGCAAUACCCCGUCUGAUUCUCUCUCUCUCUCUCCAUCUCUGAUCUCUGUGCGCUGACGCCGGUGAACACAUCUGUCCGUCUCUCUGUCCUUCACCAGCGCCUCCGUCUUUCUUCUGGAAUAUUCUGAGCCACAGGAAGCGCAGGGAAUUGUGGGUCUGAUCGGUGUGUGUGUGUGUGUGUGUGUGAGGUGGUGAAACACACGCUGGUCUCGGCCGAGGGAAGGAUGGUUUUGCCGGAUGGUUUUGCGGCGGUUCUCAUCCGAGUGCGUAUCUCCCGGGCAACCGCGCCAUGAGCCGGACCAACCGCGUCUCCUGCUCAAUGCUCAACUGCUUCGGUGAGGAGGGGCCGCCCAGUCUGGAGUACAUUCAGGCCCGGGACCUGUUCCCCCAGAAAGAGCUGGUCAAAGAAGACGACGCUCUACAGGUCCCGUUCCCUGUCCUGCAGGGCGAGUGGGUCGAGUUCCUGGGCCGUGCGGACGACGAUAUCAUCGCCAUCUCCAACUACAGACUUCACAUCAAAUUCAAAGACUCCAUCAUCAACGUUCCUCUGAGACUGAUUGAGGGCGUUGAGAGCAGAGAUAUGUUUCAGCUGCACAUCAUAUGCAUGAAUGUGAAUGUUUCCUGCGUCAGGUGUCAUUUCUCGACGUUCAAGCAGUGUGAGGAGUGGCUGAAGCGCUUGAACAGAGCCAUAGCACAUCCGGCCCGUCUGGAGGAGCUGUUUGCGCUGGCAUAUCACGCCUGGUGUUUAGGAGGAAACACGGACGAUGAAGAGCAGCACCUGCACCUGUGCAGACCAGGUGAUCACGUGCGGCACAGGUUGGAGGUGGAGGUGAAGCGGAUGGGAUUCGACAUGCAGAACGCCUGGAGAGUGUCUGAUAUCAACAGCAACUACAAGUUGUGUUCGAGUUACCCACAAAAACUGCUGGUGCCCGUCUGGAUCACAGAUAAGGAGCUGGAGAGCGUGGCCUCCUUCAGGUCCUGGAAGAGGAUUCCUGUGGUGGUGUACAGGCACCAGCGUAAUGGGGCGGUCAUCGCCCGCUGCAGUCAGCCGGAGAUCAGCUGGUGGGGCUGGAGGAACACCGAGGACGAGUAUCUGGUGACGUCUAUAGCGAAGGCCUGUCAGCUGGACGCUGGGCCGAGGGCCUGCAGGACCAGAGGAGACGGACCGGACUCUUCUGACAGUGACUUCGAGUACUAUCCCAACUGUGAGGUGAUGUUUAUGGGCAUGGCCAAUAUCCACUCCAUCAGAAACAGCUUUCAGUCACUCAGAGCCGUUUGCAGUCAGAUCCCGGAUCCUGGCAACUGGCUCUCGGCUCUGGAAAGCACCCGUUGGCUGCAGCAUCUGUCUGUCAUGCUGAAGGCCGCGUCUCUGGUGUGCUCUGCGGUGGAGCGGGAGGGAAGGCCGGUGCUGGUGCACUGCUCAGAUGGCUGGGACCGGACGCCGCAGAUCGUGGCCCUUGCAAAGAUCCUUCUGGAUCCCUUCUACAGGACCAUAGAGGGUUUUCAGGUGCUGGUGGAGACGGAGUGGCUGGAUUACGGUCAUAAGUUUGCGGACCGCUGCGGUCAUCAGGAGAGCGGUGAGGAUGUGAGUGAACAGUGUCCCGUGUUCCUGCAGUGGCUGGACUGUGUUCAUCAGCUCCUCAAGCAGUUCCCCUGCCUCUUCGAGUUCAACGAGGCCUUUCUGGUGAAGCUGGUUCAGCACACUUACUCCUGUCUGUAUGGCACCUUCCUGUGCAAUAACGCGAAAGAGCGCGAGGCCCGUAACGUGUAUAAAUGCACCUGCUCCGUCUGGUCGCUCCUCCGAAACGCCAACAAGAACUUCCAGAACUUCCUCUACAUCCCCUGCCAUGAUACGGUUUUGCAGCCGGUCUGUCACACGCGAGCGCUGCAGUUGUGGACGGCUGUGUAUCUGCCGUCGUCCUCGCCGUGCACUGCGGCUGAAGAUGCCAUGGAGAUCUACCUGAGCCCUUCGGCCGGAGGAGAGGAGUUCAGCUCGCGCUCCCUCGACAGGCUCCCCAAAACACGGUCGAUGGACAACUUGGUGUCUGCUUGUGAGAACGGCGUGACGCUCACCCGCACCUCGAGUGACCCCAACCUGAACAAGCACUGCCAGGAGGGACGUCCGGCGCUGGAGUCCAACCAACCCGCGGCCAUCCAGAGCCACAGUUCUUCCGAGGACCCACCAAUCGCCGGAUCGGUCGGCGCUGAGCCGACGUGUGAGGAAACUCAUGAGGACGAUUUGAGGGCGGAGCCUUGUUUGACAACCCAGCCUCUGCCGUAUUUGCCCCACCCCUUAGCGUUAGAUCAAGCCCCGCCCCUUCCGGUUAUAAACCAAGCUCUGCCUCAAAUUCCAAAUUGUUUAGUCAGGACUGCAGAAAACACAAAUCCGCCUCCUCUUUGUAACGGCUUUGCACACGUAGAAAACGCUAGCGGAUCUGUGAACUCUGAAGCGAUUGCGCCAUUGGAGGCGUCAGUGGAGACGCUAACAGAGCAAAGCGAGAUCCCUCCUUCUGGGAAAGCCACCGCAGUCGAAUCGCACCUUCCUUUCGAAGCGCCGCUACGAAACGGCGAACUGGUUCCCACGAGAGAACGGCCACCACCCGCCGAUUACGCCAAAGCAGCGCGCCGUUUGAUUUCCCAAAGCCAGCUGACGGAGCUAUCGCUACUAGGUUCCCAAUGGGACAGCGUCCAAGGCCUGGUCCAGUCGGCCUGCGGCGGCGCCAUCCAACAUGGCAGCUAUCACGGCCGCCGACUGGCGAACAAGCUCCUCCGCGGCCGAGGCGGAAGCGCUAACGGCGGGCCGUGUUGUCGUCGAGACCCUCUGCGUGCUCCUGGAAGUCCCAUCCAAUCGGGUUGGUUCUCUGCGGUGAAGAACUCAAGCUACGCCGCGCUUUGUUCCUCGGCGGCGUCUUCGCUAGCAAUGGGACCGUCCUUCCGGCAGCUGCUCCCGUCGCAUUCCUCGGCCUCCUGCAGCGGCUCUCCGGCUCCGGCGCACCUGGACGACGACGGCCUGCCGGUGGCGGUGGACGCGGUGCAGCAGCGGCUGCGGCAGAUCGAGGCCAGUUACAAGCAGGAGGUGGAGGUGUUGAGGCGGCAGGUUCGACAGCUUCAGCUCAAACUGGAGAGUAAACAGUUCUGCACGCCGCCCUCCGAACCUGACGUCGACUACGAGGACGAUAUCACGUGUCUGCGUGAGUCGGACGGCAGUGACGAGGAAGACUCUCUGUCCAAUCACAGCGAGGAUGGCUUCAGCGUGGGCAGCUGGGACCGUGUGGAGAGGAAGGACACAGAGGUCACCAGAUGGGUGCCGGAUCACAUGGCUUCUCACUGCUUCAACUGCGACUGCGAGUUCUGGAUUGCCAAGCGACGGCAUCACUGCAGGAACUGUGGGAACGUGUUUUGUAAGGACUGCUGCCACCUGAAGCUGCCCAUCCCAGACCAGCAGCUGUACGACCCGGUUCUGGUGUGCAACACCUGCUUCGACCUGCUGCUGGAGUCCCGCACGCGAGAGCUGCGCUCGCAACAGCUGAAGAAAGCCAUCGCCACCGCCUCCAGCUGAGACGGCCAAUCACAGCGCGCCACACAUGCCGGCGUCCAAUCAGACGCUCUCUGCCUCCUUCCCCCCCGGCAACCGCGAGACCAGGGCGAUUUAGAGUCCAGCUCUGAGACUGAUCCACACGCGGAACGAGAUGGAGGAAAUCCAACAAACGAGCGCGGUUUGCGAUGGAGGGCCGUUUUUAUCUCUGCAAGUGAACUCCAAGCUUCUCUGGUUGAGGCCAGAACUGAACCCAAAGGGUCCUUGGGUUCAAAAAAACCCCCAAAGAGAGGUGUUUCUUCAUCUCAAAUGCACCACACACAGCGGACAAUUGCCUCCUUCCCUCAAACCCAGCGUCUAUCGAGAGGCUCACUAUUUAAAACCAACCAAGCUGCUACAGUAUUUAAAAACUUCUCUAUCCUUAUUAUUUUGUGCACUACGGAGGGGGUUCGAGACCAAAACGGAGAGAUCUGCAGCUGUUUUCUCGCUGUGAAGCUUGAAUGUACAAUUGUUUGGGUUAUUCUAAUUUUUGGGGAACUGGAGGGAUUUGCGGGGGCAGUUACGGAAUGAAAGCUGCCGGUUUGCAUUGAUUUGAUCGCAGUUUUGUGCACAGAGCACGACCUAUUUCGUCUUUCAGCCGCUCCCGUCAAAACCGAGCUUUAGCUGAACUGUGAAAUGGUUUCACUCUCGUUUGAUGUGAAAUACACGACUUUAAAUGCCAAAAUCAACCUCGAAUUCCAACAUGUCAAUAAUAUAUAAACAAAAUCACUGCUCAGUUCAUGUUUAAUCUGGCUGGUUGUGUGUUUGUUGCAGGAAACGCAAGAAAAAAAACAGCAAGCUGAACAUUUCUGCUGUAUGUUGUGUACGUUAUGGUAAAACUAGCUGCUCCGUCUAUGUUAGCGUGUUUCUAUCACUUCAUCUGAACAAACCAGUGAUGAUAAUUAAUAUUUGAAUCAUACAAACGGAAACCGGUGAAUCACUUGAAAGGACUUUUGUAUUGGAGGGCUCAUGAUCUCAACAGCAUUACAUGUGCUAGGAUUUCUUUUUCAUGUCGUCUGCGUCUUCGGCUCUACAUUGAUUGUGUUUUGUUAACGGUGAACCUCUCAACAGUGCCACGUGUUUGAUUUUCUUAUGGAUUCACUGAUUUGUAAGUUUAACAUGUUCAAUGGUACAAUAGCUAGAGGCUUAACAACGAGAAGAUGAUUUGUUGAGAAUCGAUGAGGUUAAAAACACUGAGAACCCGUUUGAUUUUUCUUCCCCGUGGUGCUGAUGAAGGACACUUUUUUUUUAGUUAAAUGCAUUAAAAAAGGAACCCAGAAAUGUGAUGUAUAGUUAUUUGGUCUGUAAUAGUGGCUACAAUUUGUCACUUAGUGAAUAAUUGUUGUAAAGAAAUGCACUGUACAAGUUCAAUCCCAUGGGUUAAAUAAAAAGAUACGUCUUUAUCA
Molecule: messenger RNA, 5129 nt
Organism: Sinocyclocheilus anshuiensis
Lineage: Eukaryota; Metazoa; Chordata; Actinopteri; Cypriniformes; Cyprinidae
Product: myotubularin-related protein 4
Exons: 17
Coding region: 439-3708 (1089 amino acids)
Biological process (GO): regulation of autophagy; phosphatidylinositol dephosphorylation
Cellular component (GO): membrane; cytoplasm
Molecular function (GO): phosphatidylinositol-3,5-bisphosphate 3-phosphatase activity; phosphatidylinositol-3-phosphate phosphatase activity; protein phosphatase binding
Source: RefSeq, a predicted model, not a curated record